GCCGGCAGAGUUAGGCAGGUUGGACCAAAUAUUUGGCCUAUGCGAGGGUCCAUACGCUCUUACCAUACACCAUCACAGCCGCAUUCACAAAAUCAAGGGCACGCCGUCUUUUCGCAAGAAAUGUUUGUUUCUGAGAUGGAGAGAGCACUCGAGGUUGAGAGGGCACGACACAGUUCUGAGAUGGAGAGAGCACUCGAGGCUGAGUGGGCAAGACAAGCUUCUGAGAUCGAGAGAGUACUUGAGGGUGAGCGGGCACGACACAAGUUACAAAUGGAUGAGGUGUUGACAGCACAAUCUCAGAUUAUGUCCCGUUUUAGCCAAAUGGAGUCAUUGUGGCGCCAAUCAGUAUCCGUGCCUGGAGUCUCUCAUGAUAAUAUAGUGCCAGACAAAAAUUCUGCACAUCAUAUGAAUGUGUCAUCUGUUGAUAGCAGAUCAGAUCCUACGGAAAAUGCUAUGCAGUUACCCGAUCAUGAAAAUCUUGCUGACGAUUGAUAUUGGGUAACAUUUAGGUUUAUUUUGGUUGGC
Messenger RNA from Alnus glutinosa, 525 nucleotides. RefSeq lists its product as uncharacterized. The transcript is spliced from 2 exons. Bases 40 to 492 code for a protein of 150 amino acids. The record is from RefSeq and is a predicted model, not a curated record. Lineage: Eukaryota; Viridiplantae; Streptophyta; Magnoliopsida; Fagales; Betulaceae.